UAUCUCAGAAUAAAGAGACCGAUCAGGCUAAGGGAUUACCCAACUGCCGAAAAACUGGAACAUGUCAGCAGUAUCAAUCCAAUCGUGCAGUGGAUGGAGACAUUAACACGUGUACAAGGACAGCACCUUUUGGAACUACAACUAGUAAUCCAGAUAAAUGGACAUGGUGGUAUGUUGACAUUGAGAAAGUACUCAGCAUCUACAGCAUCAGUAUACAGUUCAAAGACUAUGGAGAACAAUAUGUCAUGAGACAAAGAGGGCGUUGUGCUGGUUUUUCGCUGUAUGUGUCAAACACCACUAUAAAGGAGGAUGGUUAUCUAUGUUACAAGAACGGACAGGAGUUACCGACAUUGGAUUUCAGUACCACUUGCGUCAAACAUGGACGUUACGUUAUAUUCUACAAUGAAAGACUUGACGGGACAACUUAUCCUACCGGAUAUGAAACAUACUCUGUUCACACUGAAUUGUGCGAAGUAACUGUAACAGGUUGUAAAGAAUCAGGUGUGUAUGGAUAUAACUGUGAUCUACCCUGUCCUAACAACUGUCAGGAAAUGAAAUGUGAUAAUGUCAACGGAAUGUGUUUGGGUUGUACUGCAGGAUGGGUGGGAGAAUUUUGUAACGCAUCCUGUCCAGCUGGAUAUUACGGUUUACAGUGUAGAUCUACGUGUACUGGACACUGCAGAGACAACCUGUCCUGUAACCACACCACUGGUCGAUGUGACUAUGGAUGUGGUAAUGGAUGGACAGGAACACAUUGUAACACACAUUUAUGA
Ostrea edulis (European flat oyster) is the source of this 773-nucleotide messenger RNA. RefSeq names its product scavenger receptor class F member 2-like. Gene Ontology annotation, molecular function: scavenger receptor activity. The record is from RefSeq and is a predicted model, not a curated record. The transcript has 5 exons. The coding region runs from base 246 to 773 and encodes 175 amino acids. NCBI's taxonomy places the organism in Eukaryota, Metazoa, Mollusca, Bivalvia, Ostreida, Ostreidae.